This is a messenger RNA of Aureobasidium vineae, 783 nucleotides long. Lineage: Eukaryota; Fungi; Ascomycota; Dothideomycetes; Dothideales; Saccotheciaceae. The record is from the annotation of a GenBank genome assembly.
GCUGCAACCCUGCUGUCCUUUAAACUCGUCACUCUUCGCAAGCACCAAGUCAACAGCAUGACGACACAAAGCGCCGAAUAUUAUGAGUCCGCGCAUGCUACAUACUGGACUGAUGUGCCUUAUGAACGUACUCCCCUGAAUCUGCUCGACAUAUGCGUGCCCAAGAGACAGCCUGAAGAUCCACAACAGGCAGUAUGGCUUGUCUAUAUCCAUGGAGGAGCUUGGAGAGACCCCAUGAUUGAUCGCAAGAGUCUCAAUGCUGCUCUGGACAUGAUUCUCGAGGACGAUCAACCACACAAUGUUGCCGGGUUCGUGUCACUUGACUAUCGCCUGUCGCCAUAUCCCUCGCAUCCAACUUCUCCAUCGUCUCCAGACGAUGACAGUCGCAAUGUACAACACCCAGAACAUCUAAACGAUAUCCUCGCCGCUUUGUUCUUCCUUGGUACCAACACUGGUGAGGAAACUCGUCUCAAAAGUGGCGGGACUGUUCGCUUGCCAGACACUUGGUCUAUCAUGGCAGGUCGUUAUGUCUUGUGUGGCCACAGCUGCGGCGCAACACUUGCAAUGCAAGCUACCGCUCUCCUAAGCAACGGACCUGGCGCUAUUCGGCCUCCAGUAGCAUUGUUGGGCAUGGAGGGCAUUUACGACUUGGCUGCUCUGGUCGCCACACACACGCAUCCAGCCUAUCGAGAGUUUAUUGUCAUCAAUUGCCUGCAUGAUGAGGUGUGGGAGAAGGGAACCGAGUUGGCUAAAGCGGUUCGAGCUGUGACCAACCAAAGAUAG